This is a messenger RNA of Amphibalanus amphitrite, 1177 nucleotides long. RefSeq names its product apolipoprotein D-like. The record is from RefSeq and is a predicted model, not a curated record. The transcript is spliced from 6 exons. Gene Ontology annotation, molecular function: pigment binding. NCBI's taxonomy places the organism in Eukaryota, Metazoa, Arthropoda, Thecostraca, Balanomorpha, Balanidae. The coding region runs from base 488 to 1090 and encodes 200 amino acids.
ACAGUAGCAGGAUUUAAUUGAUUAACAAUUGGCUGGAUUAACAAUUGAUGCACCUCAAGGUGAAUGAUUUCAUUGCUGAAUAAAUAAGGACACAUGACCACAAAAAUUUCAAUAUUUUGGCUGGAAAUACAGCGGUCUCAUAAGCAUACACCGUCAUCUGACCGUGCCCGCCGCUGCCGGUGAAAGCGUCCCGGCUCGCCACCGUUCCGCCCCGCCUCGACCACCGAUGUCCAGCUGACCGUCAUGCUAACCGGUGAGAGCGUCCCACUGCCGACCGCUGCGGCUGCACUCACGGUACGUCAGUGCAUCCGGCGCGUGCAACGAAACAGGACGGUGAGCCGUCCGCCAGACUGGAAGGUACAGCCGUGAGCCGAUCGACACCUGACGGGAACGACUAACGGCGGGCUGGCUCGUCGUGACCCGGGGCGUACCGGUCGCCGGACUCGGGUAAACUGCGGGGUUCUGCCGCCGUGAGGACCGAGGGGCGAUGAGCCGGCGGUGGACGGCAGCACUGGCCGGGUGGCCGACCCUGGCCCUGACUUUGUGGGUGACGGUGGUCAGCGGUCAGGUCAAACUGUCGGGAAGGUGUCCCUACAUCCCGGCACUACGACCGUUCGACACAUACCGGUUUCUGGGCAAGUGGUUCGAGGCGGAGCGGUUUUUCGUCAGCUACGAGUCGCUGGCGGGUCGGUGCUGGGGGGAGCGAUACGUCCUUUUGGGUGGCCGAGUCAGCACCCUACUGGAGUGGCGACUGGCGCUGCUGGGCACCCCUGUGUCGAUUCGACAGCUGCUGGGUAACCCGGAUCCCCGCGAUAAGGCGCGGUUCUCCUACGUCGUCGCACGGCCAAACGUGCCCUUUCUGCGAGGCGAGUACAAAAUAUUAGCCACUGAUUACAAGAAUUAUGCGAUCGCCUGGCAAUGCGAGAAUAAAAAACUCAGCAACAGCCACACAGAGAUCGGGUGGCUGCUGACCCGCUCCCGCCACCCGAGCUACGAGGUGAUCCACGCGGCCAAAGCGGCGGCGCUGGCGGCGGGGCUGGACGUGAGGCACUUUCAGAAACAAGACCGGCGAGGGUGUCAUCCGCUGUGACCAUACGCUCAACAUCCCACCGGGACCAGCUAAUGAUACUCACGAAUGAAUAAUAAUAAUAAUAAUAUAUGUAAUGCAUGUUUAAAC